This is a messenger RNA of Lycium barbarum (goji berry), 1470 nucleotides long. Its product is annotated as ribonuclease MRP protein subunit POP4. Gene Ontology annotation, cellular component: ribonuclease MRP complex; ribonuclease P complex. The record is from RefSeq and is a predicted model, not a curated record. Gene Ontology annotation, molecular function: ribonuclease P RNA binding. Bases 45 to 968 code for a protein of 307 amino acids. The transcript is spliced from 9 exons. Lineage: Eukaryota; Viridiplantae; Streptophyta; Magnoliopsida; Solanales; Solanaceae. Gene Ontology annotation, biological process: tRNA 5'-leader removal; rRNA processing.
UUGUUACUAUUAUUAUACCAGAUAUAAAGCUUUUGGGGACAACAAUGGCUGAACAACAAAAGAAACGAACAAUGGAAGCAUUAGAACGAAGAUUUGCUCAAGCAAAAGCUGAAGUUCAUCAACAACAACAACACAAAAACAAGAAAUUCACUGUUACUACAACACCUGUUCAAAACAACGUUAAACUUACUCCUCAGAGUAUCAAUUCUUCACCUUCACCUCUCAAAUCAAUUGCAACUUCUACUGCCACGUCAUCCAAAAAAGGCUAUUUAUCUUUUUCUGGCCAUACAUCUGCUCAAGAUGUUGAAUUGAAUAAUCCAGCAUACCUCAAGCUCUCCCAUUCAGUAGACGAGAAUCUCCUGAAAAUUACAACUGAGAUUCCUGGUAAAGACACGACUGUUAACGAUAUUUUGCAUGAUCUUCUCCAACAUGGUGAUUCAGCCCAGAAAUAUAUGCAGGGGUCAAAAAAUGUGAAAGUUGAUAACUGGAUUCUUCUUGAUAAUGUUGUACAAAAAAGCAGCAUUGCUACUGGAGCUCGUAUUCGGGCUAUGGAGAGACAGUCAAAGAGAUCUAAAAGACAUAUGUCCAUAAAGCAACAUAAGAAGUUGGGAUUAUUGGAUUUGCCUCAAGAAUUCCAUAACUAUAACAUCUUCAAGCCAAUGCACGAUAAGUGGAAAGACUAUGUAACAAAACUCCUGAAAAAUAUUGGGAAAAAUCAGUUAUCACAAUGUCUCCUUAAUGCAGACUUACAUGGUGCACUAAUUCUAGUUGUUCAGUGCAAAAUAGCAGGCUUAAUUGGUGUACGUGGUAUCAUGAUUCGUGAGACCGUAGAAACAUUUGGAAUAAUCACAGAAGACAACAAAUUCCAAGUUGUACCAAAAAAGCUUUCUGUAUUUAUGCUACAAGUGGACUGCUGGAAAGUUACAUUGCUUGGAGACAAACUAAUGUCAAGAAACAUGAUUACAUGAUAUAGUUAAAAUGGAUAUUUAUCAUAUGAGAAACUUCUUGGCAUUUCUUGAGUAUCUUACAGAUGAAGAAUGACUCCAAUAGCUGUAUUAUUGCUUGGAAGAUCACGUGGCCUGGGUUUCAUUCUUUUAGCCGAGGCUGAUCAAAAGAAAGACUACAUUGGGCUUACAGUGGGAGAAUAAAGGCGGCAUUUAAGGGGGUACUUAGUUUUUGAAAUUUGAGUACGGUGUUGGAAUUGAAAGCAUCUCUGUUAGGUACUUUUCCCCUCAGUGAUAAAAAUCGAUGCAACAGUUCUAUAUUUUUUAUUGACAUACUGUUCAAGGACUCCACAUUGUGGGAUUUCACUGGGUAUGUUGUUGUUGUAUACUGUUCAAGGAGCAUAUCUAUUGCUGCAACAGAAUUUCUUUUGCAAAAUUUUGAUACUCCUUGUGUCAUUUAGAGUUGUACAGUUAACUUUUAUUCAGAAAGAGAUAUUUAUCAUAUUGAUUUUACUGUUAAAAGAAA